GAGGCGCGCCAUCGUCCGCCCGCUGACAUAAACAGGAGGCUUGCUUUGGACUGAAAUUUGUAACCUUUGCCUCGCUGGUUGGAACAGUUCUGAUGUAGAGGUGAACAUGGAUCCCUGUGACAAAUGACAGUUUCAAGAAUAUAAGGUUCCACGCUGACAAAUCCUGAACCAAGAUGGUGGACAUCACUUCCGGCAUAACGCUGCGACCAAUCUAUAGCCGUCUCAUCAGUGAGCGAGGGGCAACUAACAUACAGUCCGUCUCUGUAGCCAACCGCAGCACAAAGUACGUGUCUGAUAUAUGUACAACCCUCAUCGACAUCCAAUGGCGCUGGAAUCUGUUGCUAUUCUUUGGAGGUUUCACACUGACAUGGCUUAUCUUUGCCGCCUACUACUAUCUGCUGGCCUACGUGCAUGGAGACUUAUUCAAAACAACCGACGAUGAUUGGUUGCCCUGUGUUGAAAAUAUCCAAUCAUAUGCAUCGGCAUUUCUUUUCUCGAUUGAAACAAUGACAACGAUUGGUUAUGGGUAUCGCUUCGUGACUGAAGCUUGUCCAGGGGCUUACUUAGGUGUCAUAGCACAGUCGAUACUUGGAGCGGCAUUACAGUUUGCAUUGGCUGGUCUCGUAGUUGCAAAAGUGAGACGAUCCAAGAAAAGAUCAGGCACGAUUCUUUUCAGCAAAGUAGCUUGUAUUUUUGCAGAGGAUCUUAAACUUCGGUUGGCAAUAAGAGUUGGUGAUAUGCGCAAGUCACAUAUCAUAGGAGCCCAUGCGCGUGGUUAUUUUAUCCUGAAAACCUUCUCUAAAACUGGUGAUAAGAUCCCUGUACAGUAUUUCAAUAUGGACUUCAGAUCAGAGGGAGGUGAUGAACGGUUGUUCCUGCCGUGGCCCACGUAUAUCGUCCAUAACAUUGACGAAGAAUCACCCUUGUAUAAUUUGUCUAGAGAUGAUGCCAUGCAGGAGAAUUUCGAACUGAUAGUUGUCCUGGAAGCGGUGUCGUCAACCCUCAGUGCUUCGUUCCAAGUAAGGAAGUCCUACCACCCCUGGGAAAUUAGGUGGGGGCAUAGAUUUCUCCCUCUAGGCGUCACAUACCAGGAUGUGUUUGACGAACACGUCAUAGACUACGAACACUUUCACGACACCAAGGCGGUGUCUACUCCCAUGGUGAGCGCUAAGGACAUUGAUGAGAUGGCCAAGCAGGGAAACCUGUCCACCGAGAAUCUUCAGAGAAGACGAGAUUCAAGAGCUGAGAGUGAUCUUUUCUUCAGACAGAAGACAGUCUCGGAUACCUUCCUAGGAGCAGAGGAAGACCUAAGUGUGAGUGAGUUUUCCAUGUCAGACUCCAUGUCAUUGCAGGAGACGCUGAGGAGGAUCAGUACAGUUACUUACCAUGGUCCAGGAACAUUUGAGAAGAGGAGGACGAUUAGAGAUGUGUUCCGAAGUCCCCCCAUUGCUUAUAGCAGGACAAGGAGACACAGUACUGGGCAGUUUCUGGAUAGUUUAACCCGAAACCGUCGUCCCAGUCACGAUUUGUCUUCAAGUCGUCGACCAAGCCAAGAUUCAUCCGGUCGUCGAACUAGUCAAGAUCUGAUUUUCAACCGUCGGACAAGUUUUGAUUUCGUUCCCGUCAGAAAACACUCGAUGGGUGGGGAUUCAAGUGAUCUGGCUUCUAUAGACGAGGGAGAAUACACAGACGAGUUGGGGCAACAUGAAGAAAGUGGUCCGAGGUAUAUAAAAAGGAAAAAGGUGACGUUGAACAUGGCACCCGUCACCGAAACUUUGAGGAAGAGAAGUGACCCUGGGAUGUCUUUCACAAGGCCACAGUCCGCGUUACAUCAGAGAAGAAGACAUAGCACUUGGCAAUUUGCAGAACAGGAUUCGUUCAUUAGAGACUACAAGCAAAUCCAUCCCGAGUUGUAUUUAGAUCCACAUAUAGAGGAAAUCGAAAGUGGGGCUUCUGAUGAACAAGAUUCAGACAAUGGAGGUGCUGCUAAAGAAGAACAAAGUCGUGAUGAUGAUGAGAAUUUGAAUGCACAGGGAUAUGCAGAUGAAAACCUAGUCUCACCACCGAAAGACGGGACCACAGUGCAAGAAUUAGGUGACAGCAAGAUCGUUAUAACUGGAUCCUUCAGAAGGAAGUAUGUUGUGCAAAAGGUGCCUGAAAUCGUGAUAGAAGAUGUUUCCACUUCAGCUGCGGAGGGGGCUCAUUUACAUACGAAUAUGGAAGUUUUUACAGAAGACGCGGAUGAAGAAGAUGCAGUGAGAGAUGACAAGGUGGAAGACGCUGAAGUUGAGAGGUGUCUAGAACACAACGAUCCUCCAACUUCUCCUGAGAAGGGAACAUCACUUGCUGACACAGAUAGCAGCCCUGAAGCAGUAAACUUUGCCUACGUGUAUGACUCUGAAGACGACAUCGGUUACAGAGAAGACAUCUUGCCUGGUGACAUGGCUGACGGUGAUGAGCACAGGCAGAAUGUCAACUAUGGGUUUGAGUCGGACGACGAGCUCGCGGCGGACGGCAAGAAGGAUAAGAUGGAGGAGGGAGGAAGGAAAGAAGGAUAAGGAAAGUAUCCACCGUCUACAUAAAGUAUAUGGCAGAGGGUUUGGAAUUUCCCUUACAAUGCAACGUUCUGCUGCUUCUAACAAGGUGUAUAGGUCUCUAACGAUUCAGCGUCAUACCGACACACGUUUAACCCUAACCAUAUAAUAACCAAUGCUGUGAUAUUUGUGCUGAAGUCAAGUGCCUGUCCACUUCAUGGAAAAGCGUACCAGGUUUAUUUUUAGUCGCUUUUCAUGUAUUUUUCAAAUAUGUUCGCGGAAAAAAUAAACAAGAACAAAACACUUUCAAAUGUGGUCAAUCCUUCACUUGUGUGUACCUUGUGGGGCGGUUAAUCCUUGAAUGCACCCUGUAAUU
Haliotis rubra (blacklip abalone) is the source of this 2910-nucleotide messenger RNA. RefSeq lists its product as uncharacterized. The transcript is spliced from 2 exons. Gene Ontology annotation, molecular function: inward rectifier potassium channel activity. NCBI's taxonomy places the organism in Eukaryota, Metazoa, Mollusca, Gastropoda, Lepetellida, Haliotidae. Gene Ontology annotation, cellular component: plasma membrane. The record is from RefSeq and is a predicted model, not a curated record. Bases 174 to 2558 code for a protein of 794 amino acids. Gene Ontology annotation, biological process: regulation of monoatomic ion transmembrane transport; potassium ion import across plasma membrane.